AUGCGGUGGUCCUCAGCCUUGACAUUGCUCUCGGUCCUAGGAGGUGUAUCUCUGUCCUUCGCCAGCGAGGAAAAACCAUGUACUAUUCACAGCAACGGGAAAUAUUAUGACCUUAACCGUCUUAAAGCAAGCAAGGAUUACGAGUUCAAGACACUGGGCGGGCACGACGCAGUUCUGAACGUUUGCAGAGCGGUGCAGCACGAGACGUGGGGUUUGAAGACAGAAGACCCUUCGGAAGUAGCUGGAUUUAUUCGUAAAGACCACGGAGACUUCUCUAUAGGGAAGGUUAAUACAACGCUGACGGUCAAGGAUUCGAAUUUGUUACUCACUUAUCACGGCGGGUCGGUCUGCAAAUCUACAGACGGGCUGCGAGCGACAACGACCAUCAAGUUCAUAUGUGAUAGCUCAGUCUUCUCUGCUGGCGUGCCUCGCUUUGAAGCACAGUUCCCAGAGGAUGACGACACGGCAUGCGGGUUCUUCAUAGAAUGGCGCAGCCAUUAUGCUUGUCCCACUGGUGAAGGGGGUCCAUGGGGGUUCUUCGCUAUUUUGAUAGCCUUUGCGCUAAUCCUCGUCAUGAUAUACCUUGUCGUUGGGACCCUUCACAAUCGCUUCGUCCUUCAGCUUCAAGGCUUCGAUCAGGUUCCCCAAUUCUCUUUAACCAGCAUGGUAUACCACGCUCGCCAUGCCAUAGACUGGCUCCGGGAAGCUAUUGCAACAGGUUCCUUCCACAUGCCGAACCCUUCGGCUACCAAUCCCGUUAGCCAUCAAUCCAGCGUCCAAGGCAUGCCGCACCCGCAACACCCUCGACCAAUCAACCGAAGCGGACGCCCAGAGACAAAUCCCUUCAGCCAUCAGACCCAGGUCGGGUUAGGGUCCUCAGCUCAGCUUGACCCGACGAAAGCGCAAGCACUCCCACAUUCUCGGCGGCGACAAUUCGAUUUGGAGAGUGGGGGUUCUCAAGAAGAAAGGGAACACAUACUAGGGGUCGAUGAUGGUCUUGAUGAACAAGAGCUCGUCGAUGUACCGAAAAAAACGGAAACUUCCCCGCAGCCGCCUCCGACCACCGACCAGUCGGACGUGGCCGACGUCAGAGGCCGGGGCUUGGGCAUCGACGGUGUCAUCCGACUGUAA
Pleurotus ostreatus (oyster mushroom) is the source of this 1131-nucleotide messenger RNA. RefSeq lists its product as uncharacterized. NCBI's taxonomy places the organism in Eukaryota, Fungi, Basidiomycota, Agaricomycetes, Agaricales, Pleurotaceae. The record is from RefSeq and is a predicted model, not a curated record. Bases 1 to 1131 code for a protein of 376 amino acids. Gene Ontology annotation, biological process: vacuolar transport. The transcript is spliced from 5 exons.